AUUGGCGGCGGUGGCGGCUCACUAGAGACCCAUCGACGACGCAACAAAAACGGCACACUCGGGGGGGCCUUUUGUGAGUCAUUACGCGCGUCAACGCCUGGGCCAAGCCCAAGCAUUGUGCCGCGGGUAUUGAUUUUUUUUAAGUCUCUCACUUGCCGAGCGCCCAAUUUAUCCAGUUAACCGCCUUUCCUAUUUUGCCGUGCCCGCGUCCUAUUCUAUGUCUGUGCGUUUUUCUCCAUGUAUACAAUACACGAGUAACACAUAAUAUAACGUAUUUGUUGAUUUACACUCAUUCACACAUAUACAUUAUAUAUCAUAUCAUAGUAUACUCUAACAUGUAUGUGUAAAUGUAUGUGAUGUGUGUGUAUGUCUGUGCUGUGAGUGUGUGAAACUCCUUUUCGCUGGCGGCCGUAUCGUCUAGUCGAGCCGUUGUGGCUGCUGCCUGGUCGUAGCAUUUGCUAAAACCGAUUGCUGUUAUACUCUUCGCCUUCGUGCUAUAUGACCUCGAUGCGCAUUAGGCAAACUGCUUAAACAUAAUAGGGUUUUCAACUUAUGAUCUGUUUUGCUCAGAUUAACAUGACUGAAGUGCUGAAAGCUAGUGAAUUAAGGGUCCCGAUGCCACCAGAAAAUAUGAGCAUAAAUAGAGAUCGAAGCGGAGAACAUCAUCAAAAUAUGGAUGGUCCACCACAGCCUGCACAUGCUCAUUUCACACCUCCAACUUCAGUGUCUGAUUUAGAAUUACUGCAGCAUAGAGUCAAUUGGGGUACAUUCAGUGAUCCUACAAAAGUAUGCUCCAGUCUUAUGCUUCAACUUGGAGGAGCUGCAGCUGCUGUUGGUUCAGGUCAAGGAGGUUCGUCUGGUAAUAAUCAGACAAAUGGUAAUAAUGAACGCCGUACACACAUCACAGGCUCUAGUCUCAUGUUACAAUUGGGAGGAGCAGCGGUAGCGACUGCACCGAGUAGCGCAUCAGGCGGUACCCAAAUAUCGGGUUCAAGUGGUGAACGCAGAACCCAUAUCACGGAUUCACCUUUUCAUUGUGACAUAUGUGGAAAAUAUUUCUCCAGAAAAGAUCAUUUCAAAAAUCAUGUAAUGUGGCACACAGGUGAAACACCACAUAGAUGUGACUAUUGCGCCAAAACAUUUACACGCAAAGAACAUUUGGUUAAUCAUGUGAGACAACAUACUGGUGGUAUACAAAACGCUGCCGAAUAUUCUAUGAACAUGGAGCCUGGUCCUUCUACUUAUCGUGAAACUCCUCACCACUGCAAUUACUGCCCAAAAUCGUUCACGCGUAAAGAUCACAUGGUUUACCACGAGCGUCAACACACAGGAGAAACGCCGUUCCCGUGCCAGUACUGUCCGAAGGCGUUCACACGCAAGGACCAUUUGGUGAACCACGUCAGACGUCAUACAGGCGAGUCACCACACAAAUGCACUUAUUGUUUAAAAGUGUUUACGAGAAAGGAGCAUCUGACCAAUCACAUCCGCCAACAUACGGGUGAAACACCUCACCACUGCAAUUACUGCUCGAAAUCGUUCACGCGUAAAGACCACAUGGUUUACCACGAGCGUCAACACACAGGAGAAACGCCGUUCCCGUGCCAAUACUGUCCGAAGGCGUUCACGCGUAAAGAUCAUCUGGUUAACCACAUCAGGCGGCACACCGGCGAAUCGCCACACAAGUGCACAUUCUGCAUGAAGUCGUUCACCAGAAAAGAGAACCUGACCAACCACAUCCGUCAGCACACUGGUGAGUCACCACACCGAUGUCAUUUUUGUCCUAAAACGUUUACGCGCAAAGAACAUCUUACUUGUCAUAUUCGUAUUCACACAGGCGAAUCGCCACACGCUUGCGAAUUCUGUAAUCGAACCUUUGCACGCAAAGAACAUCUGAAACGUCACGUGCGCCAGCACGCGCCGGGGGCAGAGUACAAUUGUAUCAUCUGCUCCGAGGUGUUCUCUGCCAAGGAACCGUUGCUCGAACACAUGUUGACCCAUCCCCGCGAUUGUCCGUACGUGUGCACCGACUGCGGCAAGGCGUUCCGCCUCAAGGGCAACCUCCUCUUCCAUCAGAGGUCCCAUCAGAAGGGCAUGCCGGCCGAUCGUCCGUUUCGGUGUGAUCUGUGCCCCAAGGAUUUCAUGUGCAAAGGACACUUAGUGUCGCACCGGCGCAGUCACACCAAUACUAAACAACAAUUUCAGUCUGGACAAUUUACAAAAGACCAUGGCACCAAUGCCUCGUUCAUGUUGAAACACUUGAUGAAGCAAGAGAACGUGUCGGAAAUGAUCGGCCUGCAUCAGCCCCAUCCAAUGCCCCAGCACUCUGUCAGUGUGGGCACACAAGUUGGACUGCCUGUUCUUCCUCCGCCUCCAAACCUCCAUCUUCCCCCGCCAACCGCCGCUAGCCUGUUAGCCGCAGUCACGUAAACUUCUUGCAGUUCGGACAUGACGACUUUUUUUAUUUCCAAUUUCGUUCUGUUUAUUUUCGCUGAAAUUUUUUAUUUAUUAUUUUUCACAUUGAAAUCGUCAUUCAUUUUUAUUUAUUUUGUUUUUUUUAUUUCAUAGAUUAAUAAUGUUUGGAUAUUUUUUGUCAGAAAAAUAUGAUUUUCGUUGGUUUUGUUUUAUUUAAACAUUUUAUUUAUUACUACAUUUACAAUUUCGUUUGUUUGAUUUUAUUAAAAAUAUGAACACCUCUGAGCAACGAACCCAUCUCGUUUGUGAUCAUUCUAUAAUCAUAUGUAUAAUAUAUUCACGGUUAUAAUGGCUUAACUUGUAUUGCGCGCAAAACUUGAUAACACUAUCAGCAUAUUUAUGAUAUGUGUGAGAACCGAUGAUGAUCUCAUUAAAUUUUCAAACUUGUGUUUUGAAAUGAUUGGAAUUAAUAUUAUUUUGGUGUAUUAUUACCAUGUUUUUUUACUUGGACAGUGAUACUAUUGUACUUUGGCUUCUUGGACUGUGCCUUUGAAGCAUUAAUGGCACUAUUUAUAAUAAAUUUAAAAAAUACAUAAUAAUUAUUCUAGUUUUUAUUGGUAGUACAAUAAAUUAAUAACACCUAUUAGGCUCGAAAUUAAAAAUUAGUUAUUAUAAUGAAUUGUAUCAUGUUCAUAUUAUAAUACUAUACUAUUAAAUUUAUUUUAAACACCAUAUAUAAUAUUACAUCUUGUAAGUUCAUUAAUAUUAGUAAUUCAUUUAAAUUGAAAAUCUUAAAACCUUUUAUUACUUAAAAUUCUAAUAUGAAAAUAAAUUAUCUCAUAAAUAAUAUACAAAUAUAUGAAAUUAAACAGUAUUAAUUUUAAAAUAUAAAAUUGUGAUUACAUUUUAACUAUAUAUUAGUAUUAAUGAAUUCCAUUAAUUUCAUCCAUGUUCUAUAACAAUAUUGUUAUAGAUUUAAUAAGACACUUUAUAUAAUAAUAUACUAUAACCUUAAUUAAAAAUCUUAAGUUCAAAAAUAAAAUAAAAAUAUUAAAACACAAUAUGUUCAAAGAAAUAUAAUAACCAUUAAAUAUGAUUUAUAUACAACUAAAUGUAGGCUGAUGUUUUAUGUAAUCUAUUUUAAAUACUAAGUACACUGAGAAAUAAAUUCUUAAAAUAAAAAAUAAUGUGUCAUUAACAUAAUAUGCUUCUUAGGCCCAGGUAAGUAUGAUUGAUGGAAGUAUGUCUGAUAUUCGUUGUAAUUAAGAUCAAUUCAAUUUUUAAAUCUUGAAACAUUAAAAACUAAAUGAAUGUCCAUUGAAGAUUGAUUGAUUCUACAUUAAACACUUAAAACAUUAUUUUAAUUUUACACUUUUUGUUGUAAAUGUAGUAAUGUUUUGGCGACAUUUAUUAAUUUUAUUUUGUUUGUUUUGAAUAUAUGAUUUAUCAUGAUUUUUCGCGUGUAUUGGAAAUUAUACUUAUUACUUUAUUAUCUUAAACUAAGUGUUGUCAUAAUUUUUUUAGCCAUUUGAAAUAUAUAAUUAUAUAAAUCAACAUAAUGUUUAUAAAUGCUUAAGUGUGUGAGCGUGCCCUAUGUAUAGAGAUUACUAUUAUUUUAAAUCUACUCUAGAAUUAGAUUAGGAUAUUAAAUUUAACAUGUAUUAAACAAGUAAUUUUAGUAUAUUUUUUUAUGCUGAAACAUUGUUACCAGCGUAGUUGUAAUUCAUUACCUACACUGGACAAAUAUGUUAUAAUAUUGUAAAUAACAUAAAGCGUAAAAAUAUUGCCAUUGUAUUGUAUAUAUCUUACAUUAACUUAUAAAAUAUUAACUUAAGUUAGCUAUAUUAUAUAUAUUUUAGAUUUUUAAAUAAUCACAUCAUAAAUGGUGCAAUAUUAACCAACAAUUUUCAAAUAGAUUUAAUUUUAAUUUUCAUAUUUAUUUUGCUUUGUAAAAUAUUGCUUAAAUAAUCUUUUUCCUUACUUUUUUUAUUUCAAAUGAAUUCAAAACUUUUGAAAACCAACUUGCCAUAUAAAAAUAUUGUGGUCUUCCUCAUUGUCAAAACAACCCAUAUAUAGCUUUUAGAAUGAUUCAAAUUAGAAGAUAGACUGAUUACAAUUUUCUUAGUUUGAAUAGAAUAUUUACCCAUAAAAACUAAAUUAAUAAUGAACUGUGUGCGUUUUGUAAGUAUUUUAAAUUAUUUUAUCAUGUUCAUAAAUUAUAGCAUAAACUUAUAGUACAUAUGUACUAUGUCAUAUGUACAUAAUAUAUAACUAUUUUAAUGUUAUUGUUAAUCAUAAUGGAGAACUAGUUUUAAGUACAUAUUUCAUGUAGUUUUAGGGCAUGUGGCUACUGAGUAAUCUAGGCUAUGAUUUACAAUUUUAAUGCAAACAUUAAAUUAACUACCAGCUAAUUUAGAAGAGAACUUGGUUUACCAAAUUUUUACCCCAAGUUUUGUGGCCACUUGCACUAUAAGUAGGUUUUAGUUAUGAAUAAUUAUUUUUACAAUUUAUAUUCCGUUUUUGUAAUGAAUAUUGUAUUGACGAAAUAUAGAACUUGUGUGAAGAUUUACUAUAUAAAA
Messenger RNA from Rhopalosiphum padi (bird cherry-oat aphid), 4991 nucleotides. Its product is annotated as zinc finger protein OZF-like. The record is from RefSeq and is a predicted model, not a curated record. Gene Ontology annotation, molecular function: DNA-binding transcription activator activity, RNA polymerase II-specific; RNA polymerase II cis-regulatory region sequence-specific DNA binding. Gene Ontology annotation, cellular component: nucleus. The transcript is spliced from 6 exons. NCBI's taxonomy places the organism in Eukaryota, Metazoa, Arthropoda, Insecta, Hemiptera, Aphididae. Gene Ontology annotation, biological process: regulation of transcription by RNA polymerase II. The coding region runs from base 553 to 2427 and encodes 624 amino acids.